Neocloeon triangulifer is the source of this 4476-nucleotide messenger RNA. RefSeq names its product cAMP-dependent protein kinase catalytic subunit 1. The transcript is spliced from 5 exons. The record is from RefSeq and is a predicted model, not a curated record. Gene Ontology annotation, molecular function: cAMP-dependent protein kinase activity; ATP binding. Gene Ontology annotation, biological process: peptidyl-serine phosphorylation. NCBI's taxonomy places the organism in Eukaryota, Metazoa, Arthropoda, Insecta, Ephemeroptera, Baetidae. The coding region runs from base 231 to 1292 and encodes 353 amino acids. Gene Ontology annotation, cellular component: nucleus; cAMP-dependent protein kinase complex.
CGCCACCAGCAGCUGGAAGCGGAGCAAAAUCGAUUUUCGGACGGCAGGCUGAUAUUUUCGCCGCGACUGGGCCGAAAGUGAGCAAGGUGGCGAGUGCAGGGACGUUUGCCGAAGCCGGGAUGAGGUCGAACCAGUAGGCAGAGCAGUCGGCGACAGCCCCAGCGGCCAGUCGGCGUCGACAAAUGCGCCGAUAGUAGCCCAGAGCCCUCCGACAGCGACACACUUUGAAGAUGGGGAAUUCAGCGACGAGUCAGGCGAAAAAAGGCGACACCGCCGAGUACGUGAAGGAGUACCUGGAGCGGGUCAAGGAAGAGUUUGAGGAAAAAUGGAAAAAGAAUCCGACCAACACGGCGGCCCUGGACGACUUCGACCGCAUCAAGACGCUGGGCACGGGUUCGUUUGGCAGGGUGAUGUUGGUACAGCACAGAGCCAGCAAAGAGUUCUACGCGAUGAAGAUCCUCGACAAGCAGAAAGUCGUCAAACUCAAGCAGGUGGAACACACGCUGAACGAGAAGCGAAUCCUGCAGGCGAUCAGCUUCCCAUUCCUGGUCAGUCUGCGCUUCCACUUCAAGGAUAACUCGAACCUGUACAUGGUGCUAGAGUACAUCCCGGGCGGCGAGAUGUUUUCGCACCUGCGAAAGGUUGGCCGCUUCAGCGAAACGCAGUCGCGCUUCUAUGCAGCGCAAAUUGUGCUGGCCUUCCAGUACCUACACUUCCUCGACCUCAUCUAUCGUGAUCUGAAGCCAGAGAACCUGCUGAUCGACAGCCAGGGCUACCUUAAGGUUACCGACUUUGGUUUUGCGAAAAGAGUAAAAGGUCGGACCUGGACGUUGUGCGGCACCCCCGAGUACCUCGCCCCUGAGAUUAUAUUGAGCAAGGGCUACAACAAGGCGGUGGACUGGUGGGCCCUCGGCGUGCUCGUUUAUGAAAUGGCCGCCGGCUAUCCGCCCUUUUUUGCAGACCAGCCCAUCCAGAUCUACGAGAAGAUCGUUUCGGGCAAGGUGCGCUACCCCUCGCACUUCAGCUCAGAACUCAAGGACCUCCUGAGGAAUUUACUUCAGGUUGACCUCACGAAGAGGUUUGGUAAUUUGCGCAACGGCGUCAACGACAUCAAGAACCACAAGUGGUUCUCGUCGAUUGACUGGAUCGCCAUUUACCAGAAAAAAGUAGAAGCCCCGUUCACGCCACGCUGCAAGGGUCCAGGAGACACGAGCAACUUUGACGACUACGAGGAGGAGGCGCUCAGAAUCAGCUCGACAGAAAAGUGCGCGAAAGAGUUUGCCGAGUUCUAAAGUCGCAACGAACCCUGACUGGCCCACACAAAAAGGAUAGCUAAGAGAAAAAUAACAUUGCAGGAUUUGGAUUACGAAGAAGGCGAAAAGCGUGAGAAAUUCAGGGGUUGGGUGCGCCGCGGUGACUUUUUUGCUGCUACAUUCCUCUGCCUUUUGUUUUUGUUGAGAGUUGUUUUGAUUUAUUGCGUUUUUUGCCCCGCCUGUGGGGAACAAUCGCCGAACAAAACGGGUUUGAUCAAUUUUUGAACCAUUUCCAGUUGGUUUCGAUUUUGUUGGUGCGCGGCGCCAACCUCUCCCGCAAUGAAGGGCGGUCUAGUGAGCGACUUAGCUGUUAGAUUUUUGUACUGCGAGUCACCAAUGCCGCUCUCAACCCAACCCCCACCUGAAACGGUGCACUAGCAGAGUAAGGGUUCUGGUGUAACAAUCAAAGAUAUCAAAACUGAGAUACAAUCUAGCGGCAAGCCGAGCCGGCGGGCAGGGAGCUCUCCAAAAGGCGCCUCCAUUCCUUAAAAAAGUUAUUACGGCAUAAUUGUGCACGAGGUGGACUUUCCACCUGGACGAUUUCUUCCCUCAACUCUGCUUAAUUUAAUAAUGUGAUCUCUUGUAACAAAAAUCUCUACAACCUCUCCCAAGGUUCUGCAUUUUUUUUAACAAAAAUCGUCCAGAUGAGUUUGUCUGGCUCUUUCAAAAAUUUUAACGCCACGUUUUCUGGACAUGCAAGCGCCUUACUAGCAGUGGCCUUUACAGGGACGCUGCCUCCCCACCGGCCCUUCGGCGAGUCGCGAGCUAAGUAAAUGUUGUACUAAAGAGAUUCAUUCAUUCGUCCCCUUCCGACCAUUGACCAUUGAAUUAAUCCUUGCUAAGAUUAAAAUAAUAAAUGUUCUAUCCGCUCUCUGUCUGCAAAGAUGGUCGUACUAAGAUCUGUAAAACCGAACCAGAAACAAACCACCCACUGUUAUCAAAUCAAUGUGCUGUAGUUAACGCAAAAAUGGUGAAAAAUUAUACACAAGGACUUGACUAUCAAGAAUGAGUAAAUCAAAAUGCUGUCCCGUGUCCACUUAUCUCGGAGGUGCAUUCGUGUGUAGGCAAAAAAAGUAAGGAAACAAACUGCUGAGAUCAAGAACUUCUUUAGAAAGAAACUUAUAAAUUAUAUGAUACAGGACAACAACUGAACGAGCCGACGAGUCAAUCUGUGUUCACUCUCUAUCUAUCUUUCCUACUGCUGAGCUGUUGCUGAAGUAAAAUUAAAUAAGAAAUGAUGAGUUUUGUCGACCGAUUUUUGAUAUACACAAGUUAAUGACACUUCCCUUACAUAUUCUGUAACUGCUCUCUUCUUUAAGACCCGAGGAAAAAUUAAAAAGGCAGGUUGAAAAUUUCCCUGGCUCGGUCUAUUAUUCUCACGGUCAAAAUCUCAGAUUGAGCCGCAAGUUCACAAUUUCGGCCUGCCCCCAGCUACAAAAAGAACUAAUAUUCCUGUCCCUAAAAUACUUGAGUUUGUUUGAAUCUCGCUUGCCUCCCUAAGAGGCCAAGGAUAAAUUUUGUGUAUCACUGUAAUUUUGAACCGUCAUCAGUAAUUUUUAUUAAAACGUGAAUAAUUAAUUAAUUAAUCAUGGAAUAGUUGUCUCUCCUUAACAGACAUAUCUCUCUCGAUGGCUCAAAAAUCUCCGAUUGUUUCCCAACUUUAUUAAUAUUUAGCGACCAAAACACAUGUGAGCCUCUAUUUGUUGCUGAUUAACCGAUUUCUUUGUUACAACAAUAACUUGAGGAUUGAGUUGCGGAGAAGGGCUUUUUAUGCGGACACUGUGGAGGAAACCAGGCGAGCCACAGAACUGACAGAACCCCUGCUGGGAGAAUUAAAAAAUUAAAGCCACUCUCUGAAAGCCUAAAUUUUCGAAAUAAUCUUGGAAAUGCUCUACUAAAAUCUAAUUUCAUGGGCCAGAAUUAAAACUUAUUUGCUGCCAACUAUAAACUCAACCAAUUAUAUUCCGCGUUACAUUUUUCAUAAUGGGCGUCUUGUUGUGUCAUUCCAUGAAACUACUUAAACUUGAGAGUGGUGUACAUUUUUUCCAGAUAAUUCUUUUUUUAAAGAGCGCUGAAUAUAUAAUUUUACAAUCACAAAAUUAAAGUCACUUAUCAAAAUACAUUUAAAAAAAAAGCAAAAUGGAUGUAUAGCUCUUCUUGUGAUGUAAAUAUAACUUUGUGAAUAUAACUGAGGCGAGAAACUAAAAAUUCAGCAAAUUUAACACUCACACACACGAUGGUUGUACAUGAGAGAUCAUGAAAACUAAUUACUUGUAUACUUUGUAGCCAAUAAGUUGCAGCUUUUUUUAACACAAACAACGCGCGUUUUAACAUACAAAAAUCUCAACUGGACAAGUAUCUUUAUGUAAAUAUUUUUUUUAACAGAUUAUUAUGUUGUGUUAAUUAAUUAAAUUGUUGAUUUUUGUCAAUAAUAAUGUGAUGGAUAUUUGAUAAUAUACUCUAUUGUAAGGAGCAACAAUAAGCAAGAUAGUCCGCAGUCAAGGAAGUGUUUUUGACUUUUUGAUCUAUGCCAUUUUAAUUUAAAUUGAUUUAUUUCGUUGAAUAUGUUGACUAAUUUUAAAUUGAAAUUCCUCUGUUUACUAGUCUGACCUUUUCAAAAUUCUUUGCGACGGAGUUAGUUGUGAUUUGUCGGCAGUUCAAUGCAUAAUUAUUAUAUAUUAAAAUAUUCAUUAUAUUGAAUGUUAAAAUGUUCAAAUUUGAUCAAACAUCCAUAAUAUUAAUAUAACUAUUUUGAUUAUCAGCAAAUUAUUCUCACGCGUAUCAAAAAUGUAGAACGGAACAACUUAAUUACUUACAGAGCAGAAUUUUCACCCUGUCUGUCUUUCGAGCUGAUGAGAUUUUUGGAACGAGGAUCAAUAAAAUGUAAUUAACUGUUUGGGUUGUGGACUACAAUUAUAGAAACAUGUGCAUGACUUUAAGAAGCAAAAUAAUAAUAAUAAAUGAUCUGCGCUGGAUGUAUUUAUUGGAUAAUUAUUUUUCAAUUAUGUGGAAAAUCUUGUAUCACUAUUGGUGUGGCAGCUUCUAAAUGUGGGAGAAAUUCUUUAGAUAGGUUUGAGACGUUUCCGUGAUCAUGUUCUAUUUAAUAAGCAGAAAAAAAAUUAAAAAGAAGAAUUAAAAGCAAACACGUUCACUGUGCAAAAAA